Molecule: messenger RNA, 2126 nt
Organism: Diabrotica virgifera virgifera (western corn rootworm)
Lineage: Eukaryota; Metazoa; Arthropoda; Insecta; Coleoptera; Chrysomelidae
Exons: 1
Coding region: 1-1152 (383 amino acids)
Source: RefSeq, a predicted model, not a curated record
AUGAAACCUAAUUAUCGUAACAGUUCAAGUACACCGUAUUCGGGAGCUCCAGCAGCAUACCGGAGAUCGGGAAGCUCACCAAGAGGAAAAUAUUCAAGACGUUCAGGUAGCUCGAGACCACCAUGGGCAAGAGAGUCCAGGGGUCGGUCAUAUUACAGGGGUAAGAAAAGUCCACCACCAAGACCACUCCCUGGAAUUAAUUUGAUGAUCGCCCUUGUGGAAUAUCCAAAGUCACUAAUGUCGGAGGAACAGUUGGCUAUAUUGGAAGAACAAAUUUUGGAAGCAAUUGAUAAGAUUGAAGAUGGAACAUUCAGACCACAAUUUUUGGAAUGCAAACGUGAAACCGGUUCUUUAAUAUUAAGGUGUAAUAAUGACCUUACUGUUAACUGGUUGAAAGAAACUUUAUCCACUCUCGGUCUUUGGGAAGGUGCUGAACUAAAAAUUGUAGACUCUGUACCGAACACAUCUAAAGAUAUCUCCAAAGUGAUUGUUCCUAAGAAUUAUCCAUUAGAAUUUUUCAAUACUGAACAGCUAGAUAAAUUACAAUCAGACAUCUUGAAAGAAAUUGAUAACAUACCAGAUGGAAGUUUUAUGCCGCAAUUCUUAAGCUGUCUUAAGGAAAGGGGAGCAUUGAAAUUCAAUUGCAAUAACUUGGCAAGUGCUGAAUGGCUAAGAACUACAGUUCCCACUUUGGAGAAUUGGAAAGAUGAAGAUGUUUCAAUACUAGAUCCUGAAACAGUACCAGUAAGAAGCACAUUGCAGCUGUGGAUACCGGGAGCAGUUGAAGAACCAGAGCAAGUCUUAGAACGUCUGGAACGGCAAAAUAAGGGAUUAGAUACUUUAAAUUGGCAAGUUUUAAACAAGAAAGUUGAAGAAGGCGGCCAAAAACUAUUUGUAACAGUGCAAGAUCACGUACUAGACGCUCUGAAGAAAAUAGAUUACAAUCCUUUCCUAAACUUCACUAGGGUUAAAGUUAAGCGGUUGGGUAGGUAUAAGCCACGUGAGAAGAAAGAUGAGAAGAACGAAGAUCCAGACACUGCUUAUAUAGAAACAAAAGAAGAUCCAAUGGCUGGAGAUAUUGGUGAGUUCACAGCUAUUGAUGAAAUUAAAGAGGAAGAAGAAGAUAAGGCGGUGCCAGCUGCAAAUGCUUAAGUGAUCCAUUCAAUUUUAAGCAGUUCAUAAACAAAAAUUAAUAGUUAGAAAACAGGACAUUACAAUUUUUCGAGUUUAACCAUUUCAAUUUUAAUUCAUAUUAUGAGUCAGCCAUCAUUCAUCGUCAUAUUUUUUACUAUAAUUUAAUUCUACAUUUCAAGGUCAUUCAUACCUAUGGUUGAGGAGUAAACCUCGAAAUAAAAAAAAUCCCCAUUACUACGGUGUAGGUAAUCGUGCUAAAAGUAUGCAAGGUGCUUGGGGUUAUAAGCACCAUUAACGAUACCCUUGGGAUACCAGGCGACCUCCCAUUGUAAUACAGCCUUACCUCUACAUGCGGGGCUCUGUGGAGGUUGACAUAUUUUCCCUAGCUACUCGUGGGAUCAUUAAUGAAUAGAAAUAGUUUCUCAAAUUCGCCAUUUAUGGCUUAUAACUCAUCCUACUCUCAAUAUCCGCAAAGUCGCCCGUCGGGGUACCAAAGGGGUUACAACAACGCACCUCUUCAUUCGCAAUCGAGAGAUGGUUACUCAAAUAGAUCUAUAUGGGAAUCAAAUAUGAACAACGGCAAUCAGAAUCAGAUUCCCUCUUUGUUUUCGGUGUCAUCAAGUUGGUCAGACACAAAUUCUGCAUGGUCAAGAUUUCAAAGUGCACCUACAGGAAAUAAUCCUGCUUGGUUAGGCAACCAAAACGGCUUUCAACCUAAUUGGUUUCAAUCAAGCAACAACCAGUCUUGGAAUCCUCGAUCUAAUUUUCAAAACGGUUCUCCAAGACGUAUUUGGAAAAGAGCUCCAAAACGAGCACGAAGUAAAAGUCCGAAGGCAUCAGCUCCUAACAUCGAUAAAUCUGCAGUUGGAAAGAAAAAACCAACUUGGCUCCGAAAACGUUUGGCUAAAAAAGGUGCCACAACAGGGUCUAAUCCCUCUACAACUCCACCUGCCAAAACAGCAAAACCUGGUACCAAAGAUGCUGAUAAGAAA